AUGAUAUUACUGACUAAAAAUCCGAAUAUUAGAUACUCAUUUCUGUUAAUAUUGAUUAUUCUUUUGUUUUUUAUUUCCAAAUUUGCUUUUUGCUCUGAAAUAAGUGAGUUAUCUAGAUCUGAGCAAUAUCCAGUAGAUGAAGAAAAAAACACAUCAAGAAGGCCAGAAGGUGCUAUCCCUAUACCAAUCAAAAGAAAAUGGUUUGAAAAUUUUUCUAAGGAGAGAGUAAUUGAUAAGUACUACACCAAGGAUGGAAAGAAAGUCAAAGUAAUUUUAAUAAGAAGACAUCGUCCAAUAUUUGGUAGGUUUAUAAAAUGGAAAAAUAAACGAAAAAUGAAAAGAAAAGCGAAAAAAAAGUAUAAAAUGGAUAGAAACCCGAAAAAUAAAAAAGGUAACAUAUUUGGAAGACUAAUGAGAAGAGGGAAAAAAAGUGAAAACAAUACUAAAGAACCAACUUUGGAAAAUGUAAACUAUGAGAAAGAUGAUGAAAGUGUUUCAAAAAGUGAUAUAUUUGAAGAUAACGAUGAAAAUCCGGUCGAAAAAAAUGAGAAAGGUUCAAACAAAAUGGAAAAAGCGGAGAAACAGGUAGAUUAUACUGCUUCAAUAGAUAGAUUUUCAAGUUAUGAUAAGAAUUCAAUUACUGGUGAAAAUACUGACUCUUCUGAUAUGAAAUCACCAAUUACCGAUUAUGAAGCUACCAUGCUUUGA
Cryptosporidium ubiquitum is the source of this 708-nucleotide messenger RNA. RefSeq lists its product as uncharacterized. NCBI's taxonomy places the organism in Eukaryota, Apicomplexa, Conoidasida, Eucoccidiorida, Cryptosporidiidae. The record is from RefSeq and is a predicted model, not a curated record. The transcript has a single exon. The coding region runs from base 1 to 708 and encodes 235 amino acids.